UUGAGGUGAUGAUAUACUAAGAUAUUGGCGAUAGGUUUGUAAACAUGUCUGUUAAACAUCGUGAGAGACUUGAGAAACUAAAGCAAAAUUCAUUGAAUGAUUCCAAGAGCAAGGCUAUAUCACCAGUCAAGCAUUUUUCCAGGGAUCAAUCAUUUUUGCUCGGGAGAGGUUCUGGGGGCACGUUUGUUUAUCUUGGUCUUAUGGAAGAUGGGAGUGAAGUGGCUAUUAAAACAAUGUUACUACAACCACCCCCAGAAACAGCAGAGAAUGAGAAAAACAUUCUAUCUUUAAUUCAGACAAAGAAUUCCCGAUUUGUUGUAAACUACCGACACUAUUUUCGAGACGAGACUUUCGUAUAUCUGGUUACUGAUCUUUGCGAGGAAACGCUGAAAGACCAUGUUCUUUCCCGAAGUAUAGACGACCUUAAAAAAAAAGGUCGACGUAUGAUUAAGGAGAUCUUAACUGGUCUGCAAUUUCUUCACGAUCAAGGAAUUUUGCACAGAGACCUCAAACCAUCAAACGUCUUGGUCGACAUUGGGGGUCAUAUGAGAUUGGCAGACUUUGGAAUAAGUCGUGUUUUGAAGGCAGACGAAACUACAGUUUAUACUAAUGCAAAAGGAACUCCAGGAUGGAUGCCUGCGGAAAUAAUUGAAGCAAUAGGUCAAAAAGUAGAAUCUCGUUAUAAGAAAAAGUCUGAUAUUCAAGUUACUGGAAUGAUUGCAUUUUUCAUUCUUACAAAAGGUGAUCAUCCAUUUGGUCCCACUCAUGAUCGCAUGGGAAACAUUGUGAAAGGAAAACCUGUAAAUUUAAAAGUUCUUAAUGAUAAAAGUGCUCGAAAGUUUGUUAAGAAGUUAAUCUGCCAUAAAAUUAAAAAAAGACCGUAUGCCUGUGAAGCAUUACAGUAUUCUUAUCUUAACGAAGCAAAAGAUGAUGACGAUGAUGAAGAUGAUGAUGACGAUGAUGAUAAUGAUGAUGUUUUUCAUUUUCGAAAUAUAAACAUGCGUAACUUAUCUAUUGAAGAUUAUUUCUUAAAUCUUCUGGUGGAAGAACAUAAUUAGAGCAAGAAUAUUGACAAGAUUAUUGACAAGAAAGAGGAAGAGAUCUUGAUUAGGGAGCUGGCAACUGUGCUUUUCACCAGUUAGUGACAACUGUGCUUAUCACAGGAAAUUUAUAUUUAUCCUAUUAAAAUAUUGUAGCCAGAAUUCAAUUAGUUGCACAAGUGCAUGGGUAGGUAAUGAAUGCUCCAGACCAGAUUUGAUCAGUAUAGGUGCGGCAUCCGACUAAGAGCGAUCACCAAAGAAAGAAGAUAGUGGCUGUGACAGCGUUGCUUAGAAGUACAUACAUACAUAAUAAUAUACCGAGUACAGCAAUGUAAUGUCAAUGGGGAGCUAUCUAAUUAUAAAA
Messenger RNA from Dendronephthya gigantea, 1404 nucleotides. RefSeq names its product probable serine/threonine-protein kinase ireA. NCBI's taxonomy places the organism in Eukaryota, Metazoa, Cnidaria, Anthozoa, Malacalcyonacea, Nephtheidae. Gene Ontology annotation, cellular component: IRE1-TRAF2-ASK1 complex. Bases 45 to 1058 code for a protein of 337 amino acids. The record is from RefSeq and is a predicted model, not a curated record. Gene Ontology annotation, biological process: IRE1-mediated unfolded protein response; intrinsic apoptotic signaling pathway in response to endoplasmic reticulum stress; protein phosphorylation. The transcript is spliced from 2 exons. Gene Ontology annotation, molecular function: ATP binding; protein serine/threonine kinase activity; RNA endonuclease activity.